Molecule: messenger RNA, 4012 nt
Organism: Ooceraea biroi (clonal raider ant)
Lineage: Eukaryota; Metazoa; Arthropoda; Insecta; Hymenoptera; Formicidae
Product: zinc finger CCHC domain-containing protein 8 homolog
Biological process (GO): RNA processing
Cellular component (GO): catalytic step 2 spliceosome
Molecular function (GO): RNA binding
Source: RefSeq, a predicted model, not a curated record
UCCUGCUUUCAAUUCAGUUCAAGCCAGUGCAGUCGAUUUGUACGUAUGUAUACAUUACGCGUAUGUCGGAAAUUUGUGCAUCCGGUGUCACUGGUAUUAUAUUGGAGUAUAUUGGUUUGCCAAACGGUGCGAGCGCGAAAAUCUCCACAAUUCGUCGUGCUGUAAAUCCUUUUUGCGAAUUGUGGUGUUGAUGUGCUCAAUAUGAGUGUAGAUAAUAUGUUGAUCUCGACCAUUACAGUCGAAGACUCGGAGACGGAGGUGGAAGUGGUCGACCUAAACUCGAACAGUGACACUACUGAAAUGAUCUGUCGUGAUUAUAGCUCGAGUUAUGAUUCCAAGAACACCGAGCAUUCGUCUUCAGACGAUACCGAUGCCAAUGUGACCUGCCCGCUCAAAAAUUCGAAAUCGACUCGUUCAGACGAUGGCGUUUCCCAGCCCGCUUUUAAGGUUAUGUUUCGCGAUGAAGAUAUGUCGAGACAAUAUCGAAAGAAGAUAAAAGAUUUUUUGUACGAUUUAAUACAGUCGAAACCAUCUCCUAAAGAAGAUGCAGAUACAUCAAGGUUAAUUCUAGAAAUUUGGGAUAACAAAGCUAAUAGCGAAGAUAUGGAUUCAUACCUUAGUACAGAAAAUAAUGAUUCUUUGCAUAGCCUACCACCUAAUGAUACUAAUGGUGAAUGUAAUUUGUUUACAAUUGAUAAUCGACCAAAUAUAAACGAUCAUUUGGAUAUUCCAGCAUAUGGUCAGAAAUACGAGAAUUCAUUUAAGAAAUCGGAUUCUGAAGCGUUAAACGAUUGUGUACCAAAGCUGAAUUGUUUCAACUGCAAUGGAAAUCAUAAUAUGCGAGAUUGCCCGUUACCCAGAAAUCAAGCUAAUAUUAAUAAAAAUCGUAAAGAGUUUGUCGCGAAAAACAAUUCAGGAGUCCGGUAUCACUUGAGUGACGAUCAAAGAUUCAGUCAUAUGAUCCCUGGCCAAUUAAGCUCAAAACUACGUCAAGCUUUAGGACUGAAAGACAAUCAACUACCUGUUCACAUAUAUCAAAUGAGAUUACUUGGCUACCCUCCAGGGUGGUUGGAAGAAGCACGCUUACAACAUUCUGGAUUAUCACUGUUCAAUUCCGACGGAGUAGCGGAGGCUGAUCCAAAUGACGAGGAAGGAGAAAUAAUUGCGACUGGGGAUAAAGAUCAAUAUGACUUGAAAAAGAUACAUGAGUUUCCCGGUUUUAAUAUACCGCCACCUCCUGGCACCAUUGAUGAUAGCAACAACAAAUAUUGGAUACCGCAGAUGCGGCCUAUGCACAGCAAGGAAAUGAUGUUGCUACAGUUGCAAGGUAAAAAAGCAGAGAAUGGUUACAAACGGAAGAAACUAAAGUUAUCUGCACCAGUGACUAACGCUUCGGAAAUACCUAGUGAUAUGGAGAUAGAAGAUGCGGAAGAUAGUGUCGUGGAAAAUGUGCCUAUUGAUGACCAUUUCAUACCGCCAUUACCAAAAGAAUCGGUGCCGACGCCGCCAGUACCACCGUCGUCAGGAUCAUUCGAAUCGAUAGCGGAAGAUUCAGACUCGCAGUCUCGAGACGCUUCCUUAGGUUCUGCGGACGACGCAACUGCAAAUUCACCGUCUUUAUCCGAGUUGGAAAGUGCAAAAAAAGAAUUGCUCAUAGAACUUGAAGAUAUGAGCUCGAGUUCCAAUUGCACACCGCUCAAGAGUGAUUUGAUGAAUAUCACGCCCGAGUCGGAAGCACCGUACUCCGAUAUAACGUCCCAGUCCGAUUACUCUUCUUCUCUGCAAAGAUCUUUAAAUCAGGAUCACAUCGCGAAGUCGAGUUCACAGGGCUCGUCUGAUCCGUCAAACGAUCUGAACAGCACGUUUACAUCGGACACAUCGCUUCUCGAUACGUCCAAUUCCGAUUUAGUUUCUCCUGCUCCGAAAAACACCUCAAAUCCAAGCCAGUGUGUCAAAGUGCACUUAGGUACACCGAUAUUGCAAAGUAAUUCACCGUACAACAAGUUACCAUCGUCGGAGAAGUUCUCCCAAAAUAUAUGCAAUGUCAUCAACUUCGAAAAUCUGCCAGACGCAACGGGUAAAUACGAACAAAUGUCAGGAGUCUUGCAAAGAGUUCGAAGCACCAUAGCAAAAUUGAACCAACAGACGUAAAUUGAUUUAAGGCGGAACACUAUUAGUGAGUAUAAAAUAUUUAUCCGUAUGCUUCAAGCAGAAAACAAUAUUCGCGAUGAAUGUUAUGAGACGCUAUUAUAAAAAGUAAUUUUUCCCUUUGAUUUGACGUGAAGGAAUAUACUUGUGAAUGUCCUGUAUAAAUUGUACAUAGAUAAUUUUUCGUAUUUAAUGUAUUCGUAAUUAAUGUAUUAUAAGAUUAAGUGUGCUUAGACACAUAUCAGAGAGUUCUCGAAAACAUUUGCGAGGGAUUCUCUCUAUCUUUAUGGACGUAUAUACAGUAGACACCCGUAUAACGCCUAUACAACGCCCGUAUAAUGUAGACCAUAUUGCAACAAUUAUAUAGCAGCUCAUAUAACGCGAUAAAUCAGCUUUGUUAAUAGACAUUAUAUAUAUUUGACGUUAUGUAUGUGACGAAACACGAAGAAAAGCUAGGAGAUUAUUAGAAAUGGAUUUGUAACAAAUCACUUUUGCCACCACUGUUUCGUAUUUAGUUUUAUUAAUAAUUUACCUUUUAUUUGCGUUGCGAAACAUAUAUCUAUACAAAUUAGUAAUAUACGCAUGUGAGAAGAUGCGAUUAUUAUUUCGUAUCGUUGAACGUGGAAGGAGAUGAUAUUAUUGAUAAAAAUGCAUGAAGCGAAAAGAUUUUAUAUUGAGUGAGGUUUAUAUUGAGAUUCUACUAUACACGGAUUCAUAUAACGUGGAACGUAUUUCCCGUGUUAUAUGGGAGUCUACUAUAUAUGUAUGUAUGUAUGUAUGUGUGUGUAUCCGUCCUACAGAUGCAAUAGCACUUUAAAAAAAAAUUUUUCUUCUACAGACUGUAAUAAUAUUUGAUAACAUUGCACAUACUUAUUGGUCUUUUGCGGUCUCUUGUUUUCCUUCCAAAUUUUUAUCGAAAUUCUCAAGAUAAGGAUUUAACGAAAGAUCUUAAAGAUUGCUUCCUAAGAAGAAGCGAUGGUAUCCUUUUUGUCAAUUCACAGCACAAAUGCAACUAUUGCCGAAAUUCAGGAUAUUGAUGCAUGUCUUCCUCCAUCUUGCCAUUGGCAUGGCCCACGAAACAAAUUUGUGAGAUUUCUUGUAUUGUAUAAUUAUGUCAUUAGAUAUACAUAACAUAGAAAUUAUUAUUAUAUUUUUGAUUUCUAUAUUCUAUUAUUUCGACGAGAGAGAAAAAACUUUAUUCUUUUUUCUUCCAUAUGAAUUUUAGCUAUAUAUUUCUGUUUUAUUUCUUUUGGGUGAACAAUGUUGCAUAAUAUCAUUUGUUUUCAUAAGAAUGUACAAAUAUAUCUAAUUUUAGAAUACCAAAAUUAGAGUACAUUAUUGGAUAUGCAAAUUUACAGUAACCGUACAAAAAACGUUUGCUGCAUUGAUGAUCAUCUUUAAUCGAUCAUUGUUGACGACUUCGUGUCAUUAAAAGUAUAACGUGAUUCAUCAUAGACACAUGAGUAACAAGAUAAUACAUAUUUUACAUAUAAUUCAUUUAAACAUAGCAAAAAUUAAAUAUAUGUAUAUAUAUAUAUAUUUAUAAUAUACAUAAAAAGUGUAUGUAAUAAUUUUGUAUACAUAAAACGAGAUAGAGAAGAUAAAUCGAUGUAACCACCUUUUCGAAAGUACAAAAAAACUUGCAUCCAUACCAGUUACAGUUAAAUAUAAUUGCAAUGUUUAUUUAUAUAUUAGUUUUAUAAUUAAAUCUUUUUUUAUAUACAUGCAUUUAAUUUUAUUUAAUCCAGUUAUAUCAGAUAACAUUUAAUCCAGUUGUGAAUAAAACUGUAUAUAUAAUAUAAUAAAGCUGAAAUAUGUCACACAAACUCUGCUUGUGCGAUAUAUUUCCUACAGAUUAAGAAGA